Messenger RNA from Lingula anatina, 1688 nucleotides. RefSeq names its product BEN domain-containing protein 6. The record is from RefSeq and is a predicted model, not a curated record. Gene Ontology annotation, cellular component: nucleus. Gene Ontology annotation, molecular function: transcription corepressor activity; DNA binding. Gene Ontology annotation, biological process: positive regulation of neuron differentiation; negative regulation of Notch signaling pathway. NCBI's taxonomy places the organism in Eukaryota, Metazoa, Brachiopoda, Lingulata, Lingulida, Lingulidae.
AUUUGCCCUAUUUCGUCUUUACAAAAUGAAGUUUGCAUUGUUUGAGUUCACUAGUGAUCUUAGUUGUGUGGUAGGAGAUUGCAGCUGGAUACAUGGACAACCUAAACUGGACCCUGAGACUUGGGAUUUCAGUAAAGAGGUCAUAGUCAAGUGGCCCGGAAAGCGAAAACAACAGACAGACUAUUAUGGAGCCAGGAUUGUGAAAUUUGGAGAUGAUAAGAAGACACUCGUGGAGUUUUUGGACAGUUAUGUGGCAACAGGCGACUGUAACACACCCACAAGAGGGAGAGAAGGUGGAAAAAGCAAGAGAAUGACCAAGAAAAACUCCAAGUAUGAAAGUGACGAGGAUGAUGAGGAAGAGGAUGAUUGCACAGCAAUAAAAAAGCUACCUCCAGCAAAGAAAACAAAAAGAAGCUUGGAUUCGACUUCUAUGUUGGCUAUCAGGAAGAAAUUGGAGGAAAAACUGGAAGAUGCAAUUAAGCCGCAAGAUGGACAAAUGGAAGUGAAUCCCAAUGACGAGUGUGAGCUUAGGAGACUGAAAGAAGAAAACAGGAUGCUGAAAGAGGAAAAUGAAAAUUUGAAAAGUGUGAUAGCCAACAUGAGAGCAUUAGCAUCAGUUGAGAGACUGGUGGGACAAUUAACAUCUGCUGUCAGUCAAGUCCAAGCAAUUGGCAACAGUUCCAACAGAGCAGUGACCCCAGCAACACCCCAAUCUGUAAAAAUUGCCAGCAGCUGUACAAGAACGCCAUCCCCUGCAACGCCCCAAACUGUAAUAAGUUCAAGCAACUCCUCAAGGUCUUCAUCCGCUGAGAGUGAUGACGAGAACAUGGUUCUUCUUUAUCCUGGACUGAGUAUCCACAGAGAGGAAAAGGCUCUUUUAGAGCGUAAUCGCGAUCCCAAAAAGUUCAUUUAUUGUUUAAUGGAUUUCCUGUGGUCCCGGGAUGUCCUGGCAACCCACAGUUUGACUGGGAAAUCAUGCAAUGCCCACAAGGACAAGGGAGCAAAGCCCCAGCUAAACCAAGCUAAAGUUGUUGCUAUGUGUGAUUACGUUUGCAAACGAUUUGCAAUAACGGACCAGGAGGCUAAAAGGGCUAUCACGGCCAAAUUAAACAAUGUCCAGAAAUUGAUAAGGAACUGAAGUGAUAGUGAUGCAACUACAGAUGGACAGAUUUUAAUGAAAACUGAUUUUGCACGUGACAUUUAUGAUCAGAAUUACUGAUGGACAGAUUUCUGUUUAAAUUAUAAAUUGUUUGGAUACAGCAUUUUUUUUACUUGAAAUUGUCAAAUAAAAUGUUUUUGAAGGUAUUUGGUGUAUUUAUGUUACAGGUUAUUUGAUAACACACACAUUCUUAGUGCAGCCACCUAACAGUUAAAUUUCAAUAAAGUUGAUAUAACCACCAUCCUGCACUAACAGCUUUUAUCUGCAUACAAAACGAGCGAAAUUCACAAACAUAAGUAUCAUUUGAGACAUACAAUCCUUAGAGGUUAUUUUUUAAGAUUCCAUGUCAAAAACUUUUGACAUUGGUAGAAGUCGUUACAAUACCAAUACAUUGCAGUUAAUUUUGCAAAUAUAAACGAAAGGAAUCAUUGUAUUGGAGCUUCGGGUAUUUCUAUAUGAAAUUGACAUAAACUUCCUACGGGUUCCUAGAGGAAUUCCUGUAGAAAUCAAUUUCCUAUAGGAACCUAUA